Cynara cardunculus var. scolymus (artichoke) is the source of this 6845-nucleotide messenger RNA. RefSeq names its product thyroid adenoma-associated protein homolog. The coding region runs from base 95 to 6661 and encodes 2188 amino acids. The record is from RefSeq and is a predicted model, not a curated record. NCBI's taxonomy places the organism in Eukaryota, Viridiplantae, Streptophyta, Magnoliopsida, Asterales, Asteraceae. The transcript is spliced from 4 exons. Gene Ontology annotation, cellular component: cytosol. Gene Ontology annotation, biological process: tRNA methylation.
UCUCUCUCCGCCGCCGGUAGAGAGAAAGAAGACCGCCGGAGACUUUCAUACUUCUUCCGUCCGCCAUUGCUGACGUUUGCUACUGCUUUCAAUCAUGUCUGCGAAAUGGCGAGCUUUACAACAUCGCCACCGCUACACUUACAGCGCCAUCAUCUUCCCUCAGUACUACAAACAAACCCUAGAUAACUUCAUCAAUUUGGCUCUAUCUCAAGACCAUGAUGCAUCUGCUCGCCUGUUCUACUCGCAUCUCAACGAACUCGUCUCUCUCAAUUCAACUUACGCUCAACUCAAUCACGCUAAGAAGGUCGCAUCCGCUUUCACUGAAUUGCUUAAAAACAGCAACGAAGCCGUCGUUUCUCAAGCCUCCAGAUUCUAUCUCGAGAUUCUUUUCCUCGAAAAUUCCGUACCAUUACACAGGACUCUGGUUUCUGUUCUUGCGAAAACGCGAGAUUUUCAGUCUGUAAUUGGUGAUUGCUUUCGAUCUCUAUGCGAGGAGUAUGCAGAUGUUAAUGGCGAUGUAAAUGGGAAUGGCAAACGGAAGAGGUUUUGUGUUUCUCGUGUGGGUUUAUCGAUGAUGAGUUCUCCGAAAUUGGGUUAUUUGGUGGAAAUUGUGGAGGAAUGUGCAGUUUUGAUGGGAUUAGAUGUGGUUUCUGGAUUAAACAGUGUGAUUUCGGAGACUAACAAUUGGUCUAGACCAUCUCCAAUUGUUAUGGAACAAUGUCAAGAAGCUUUAUCUUCUAUCUAUUACUUGCUUCAGCGAUGUCCAUUGAAGUUCACCAGUUUGAAUGGAUUGCACGAUUCCAAUAUCAUGGAGAUGAUUCUGACCACCAUUUUAAGCAUUCUGAAGUCAGAAGCUUUUUCCAGGGAUUGUUAUGUGGCUGCAGGGGUGAGUUUUUGUGCAGCACUACAGGUUUGUCUUUGUCCCGAAGACCUUGGAUUGGCGAUUAUUGAAGGUAUCUUUAUCUUCCAUCAAGAUUUUGUUUUAAGUUCCAAUAACAGAUUUCAAGCUGUGAUCAUGAAGAUUCCAUAUAAAGGGAAUCUGUUUUCGCAAAUUCAUGGUUUUUCUGCACUUAGUAGGCUCUGUUUCAUAAGAGGAAUCCUUACUGCCAUCCCUAGAACACUACUUAAUACUCCUUAUAUUGUAUCAAAGGAUGGCGUUUGUGGUUAUGAAGCUUGUUUGGAGGGUGGAAUGUCAGCUCAAACAAUACUUUAUGAUGGGAUUUUGCCAGAAUUAUGUAAAUAUUGUGAGAACCCCACCGAUAGUCACUUCAAUUUUCACGCAUUGACUGUGAUGCAAAUUUGUCUUCAACAGAUAAAAACUUUGAUACUAACUACACCCGACAAUGAUGAAGCAAUGAAUCAUGAUCCCAUUGCGGAUGACAUAGGUGCCCGGAUAUUGAGAAUCGUAUGGAAUAACUUGGAGGAUCCUUUAAGUCAAACUGUCAAACAAGUUCAUCUAAUUUUCGACAUCUUUUUAGAUAUACAGUCUAGUCUCCCUUCGACGGAUGGUGGUAAGGAGAGAAUUCAGUUGUUUUUAAGGAAGAUUGCAUCCAAUCUUCUUCGGAUGGGUGCGCGUUGCAAGGGUAGAUAUGUCCCAUUAGCUUCUCUCACCAAGAGGAUUGGAGCUAAAACGAUUUUAGCGAUGAGUCCUGAUAUGAUGUUUGAGACAGCAUGGGCAUACGUCGAUGAUGAUGUAUGCUGUGCUGCCACAUCUUUCUUGAAGUGUUUUCUUGAAUGUUUGCGUGAUGAGUUCUGGAGUAGCAAUGGAGUGGAAAGUGGGUACACAAAUUAUAGAAAAGUUUGCUUGCCGCCAUUUAUGCAUGGACUUGCUUCAGGAAAUUCAAAGCUACGGUCAAAUUUGAACACGUAUGCUUUUCCAGUGAUACUUGAUGUGGAUGUGGAGAGUAUAUUUCCAAUGCUUGCUUUUAUCUCUGUUGGUCCUGUUGGAGAAGACAAUGUGCUUGCUUUUCAAGAUGUUCAUGGUGCAAAUAUGAAUCUUAGAGUUGAACAGAAGGUGGCGGUACUAAUUUCAUUGCUCAAAGUUUCUCGCUCUCUUGCUUUGAUUGAAGGAGACGUUGAUAGGUUUGAAGAGAUGGGGCAGACUGAACAAAGUGCUGAUUACGCUCUUCUUUGUGUAAAAGGAAUAAGAGUUAAAGUUCUUGUAAAGUGGCUAGUUUUCGCGUUGACCCAUGUUGAUGAGUCUCUUCGCACAGAUGCAGUUGAGUCACUGUUUUUAAACCCUAAAACAGCCAGUCUUCCAUCCUCAUUGGAGCUAAGUAUGAUGAAAGAAGCAAUGCCUUUGAACAUGAGGUGUUCUUCAACCUCUUUUCAGAUGAAGUUGACCAGUUUGUUUAGAAAAUUCUUUUCUCGGGUUCGGACUGCCUUGGAGCGACAGAUCAAACAAGGAGGCUGGCAACCUUCGGCGGUUAAAAAUGGUGGAUUUCUUCCCUGUAAAGAAACAGAAAAAGAUGCCAAUUUUAAGAGGGCAGAGGAUCUUUUUCAUUUUAUGAAGUGGUUGAGUAGCUCUUUGUUUUUCUCAUGCUAUCCUUCGGCUCCAUAUGAAAGAAAGAUAAUGGCAAUGGAACUCAUAUUGAUAAUGAACAAUACCUGGCCAAUUGUACCUCCUUUGCAAGAUAACCAAGAUUCUGCUUCCCAAAUUGUGCUUAUGACUCCAUAUGAUGCAAGAUUUAUAUCACCCGAAGCAACUUUAUUGCUAGUAGGUUCAAUUGUUGACAGUUGGGAUCGGUUGAGGGAGAAUUCUUUCCGCAUUCUGCUUCAUUUCCCAACCCCACUUCCCGGAAUCUCGACUACAGAAAUGGUCGAAGAAGUAAUUAUCUGGGCUAAGAAAUUAGUUUGUAGUCCUCGUGUCAGAGAAAGUGACGCUGGAGCCUUGACAAUGCGGCUCAUCUUUAGUAAAUAUGUUUUGGAUCUUGGGUGGAUUGUCAAACCGUCUUGUGAUGCUGUUUCUUUUUGUUCACAGAAUCCGACACUAGAGAAUGGAGAUUAUAGAACUUGCUCUCCCGUUGUAGAAUAUGUAACAUCGCUCAUUGAUUGGCUGCAUGCUUCUGUUGAAAUGGGAGAAAAGGAUCUUUCUGAUGCUUGUAGGAACAGCUUUGUUCAUGGGGUGUUGCUUACACUUCGGUAUACUUUUGAGGAAAUGGAUUGGAAUUCCGACUUAGUUUUGAGCAAUAUUUCGGGUAUGAAACUUGCAUUGGAGAAACUACUCGAGUUAGUCAUGAGAAUAACUUCAAUGGCGCUUUCUGUGGUCUCGGCUGAUGCGUGGCAUUUGCCUGAGGAUAUGGUUGAUCUUGUGAAUGAUGAUUUGGACAUAUGGGAUGCUACGGAUGACUUGGAUGUUCCUGUGGGCUCAUCGGAGAAAGAAACAACAGGUUCGAAAUUGGUGCAGGAUGUUGGACCAUCCGAUCAGGUUGUUAUGGUUGGCUGCUGGCUUGCAAUGAAAGAGGUGAGUCUUCUUCUGGGAACUAUUAUACGGAAAAUUCCUUUGCCCACUUCAGGCAUAUCGAGGGAAUUUGACCCGUUAUCAGACCCUCAUGGUGAUCCAAGCAUGAACGAUGAUGUUGUGCUUGACUUCAAACAACUAGAGACUAUUGGGAAUCACUUCCUAGAAGUCCUCAUGAAAAUGAAGCAUAAUGGUGCAAUUGAUAAGACAAGGGCAGGAUUUACUGCAUUAUGCAAUCGGUUACUUUGCUCAGACAAUCCAAGACUUGGCAAGUUAACCGAAUCUUGGAUGGAACAACUUAUGGAAAGAACAAUUGCCAAAGGACAAACAGUGGAUGACUUGCUGAGAAGAAGUGCAGGUAUUCCUGCUGCAUUUAUUGCCUUUUUUCUGUCGGAACCCGAAGGUACACCAAAGAGACUCCUCCCAAGGGCAAUACGAUGGCUAAUAGAUGUAGCCAACCGAUCCAUGAACGAUCAAAACGAACCAAAAACCUUCGGCAAAGAUUCAUCCACUUAUCUUUCAACAAAUUCCCGCCAAGAAAUCUUUAUGAAACAGGAAAUCGAAAUGGAUGGUAGUACAGUGAAUUCAAAGAUUCGAGAUGAGGGUGUUAUUCCCACAGUACAUGCAUUUAAUGUUCUUAGAGCAGCAUUCAAUGAUACCAAUCUUGCAACGGAUACUUCUGGUUUCUCUGCUGAGGCUAUGAUAAUGUCUAUACGCUCUUUUUCUUCGUCAUAUUGGGAAAUCCGAAACAGUGCCUGUCUUGCAUACACAGCUUUAGUUCGUCGGAUGGUUGGAUUCCUUAACAUACAUAAACGAGAAUCUGCCAGACGGGCGCUGACUGGGAUUGAAUUUUUCCAUAGGUACCCGUUAUUGCAUCCGUUCUUGUAUAGUGAACUGAAGAUUGCCACCGAGUUGCUAACAGAUGGGUCACCGCAACAUUUGGGAUCUAAUCUCGCCAAUGCCGUGCAUCCAAGCUUGUGCCCCAUGUUAAUUCUCUUGUCCAGGCUCAAGCCUUCGACAAUUGCAAGUGAAAUUGGAGACGGGUUGGACCCGUUUUUAUUCAUGCCAUUCAUCAGAAGGUGCUCAACACAAAGCAACCUUCGAGUUCGUGUUCUUGCAUCAAGAGCUUUAACGGGCCUGAUAUCCAAUGAGAGACUUCUAGUCAUCCUGCUGAAUAUUGUCGAUGAGUUGCCUUCUAAUGGGGACAAGAUUGCUUCUUCAAAUAUGAUUCAUGGUUUGCUAUUACAAGUGAUCUCUCUUUUAGAUAUAAAUUGUAGAGAUUUAGCUGAUUUCUCCAAGAAAGAUCAGAUUCUAGACGACUUGAUCCAAGUUCUUGUCACACGUUCUUGGAUCGGCAGCCCCAAACUGUGCCCGUGUUCCACGCUCAACAGCAGUUUCUUAAGGGUGCUUGAUAUCAUGCUCGGUAUUGCUAGAACGUGUCCCACGAGCAAAAGUUUCAAUCCCAUCUGCAAGCUCCUUUGGGAGUUAUCUAUCGAAUGCUUAGAUGCAGAAGUUUCUUACGGGCUACCCUAUUACGAUCCAACAACAGCAGAAUGUCGAAAACAGGCAGCAACUUCAUAUUUCAACUGUGUUUUUCAAACAUCAAAAACCGUCGAUAAAGAAGAUAUCCGUGUCUUACGGACACACAUCCCCCCUGCAUCUGGUUUAAACCACAUAUUGGAAACAAGCAGCGAUAUUUCCAGUUUCCAAGAUAGGUUGAUUCGGUCCUUGUCAGAUGCAUCAUAUGAAGUUCGUCUUGCGACAUUAAAGUGGCUCCUUUGGUUCCUUAAAGCAUCAGAUGAUGAUGAUGAUGAUGAUGGUGAAGAUCCAUCAUCAUGCAAGAGCAGCUUGAUCAAAUGGAUCAAUCCUCAUCUCCAUUCCAUGAUGGUGAAUCUUUUAUCUCUAGAAAAGAAUCACAGAUGCACUUGUUACAUCUUGAAAAUACUUUUCACUUGGAAUCUGCUCAAUUUUCAGAAACUUUGCAGCAAAAAAAAAUGCCUUCAAGAAAUCAGGUUUGUAGGUAACAUAGAUUCCGAUUCACUAUUUCUCUUCUGGGAUAAACUAGUUUCCUUGUACAAACUCACCCGGCAUUUGAAAACACGAGAAAUACUGUUGUGCUGCAUGGGAGUAUGCACAAAACAGUUCACUAAUCUGUUUACGAGCUCUUUCGAUAAGGAAAACCAAUUGGAUCACAUGAUCAUAUUAAAUGAUCGUAUCAGUUACUAUGUCGAACUAAUCAAACACCAUGGUGAUCCGUCAGAGCCCGUUAACAUACGUAAGGCAGCCGCUGAAUCAGUCAUUGCAUCUGGUCUACUUCAAGCCGUUGAGUUUAUCGGUCAGUAUGUGACCAAUAAUAAGACCCCAUCUGAUAAUCUUGAUCGGAAAAAGGCUGUUAACAUGUAUGCUAUUAGAACACUUGAUGUAUGGUCAGCAUGCAUAAAGCUUCUAGAAGAUGAGGAUGUUUCUCUUAGAAGUAAACUUGCCAUUGAUGUUCAAAAGUGUUUUCAUGGAAUCAGUUCGGAAGCGGGUGUAAUUCCGAGCCAAGUAGACAAAGUGAUAAUAUCUAGUUUACAUCAUCUGUCUACGAUCUUCGGUCAUUGGGACUACUACUUUGAUUAUCUUUCUAAUUGGAUCUUAAGUGCAUCAAAUAACGUUAUCUCAAGAGGGGAUCUUGUUAGAAAGGUUUUCGACAAGGAGAUUGAUAAUCAUCAUGAAGAAAAACUUCUGCUUUGCCAGAUUUGUUGUUUCCAUCUAGAUAAUCUUCCUGUAUCGGAAUCUUUGGCAGCGGGUGGCAAUGGGGGCAUGGAUUUCUUACACGAAUGGCGAAGGAGAUUCUUUCAACGGUUGAUGUCCUUUGCUGGGGGACAUGGGGGCAAACAAGCAGUUGAUUGGAUUGGUGGUCUGGGUAACCAUAAAGAUGCAUUUUUGCCGGUUUAUUCAAAUCUUCUUGGUGUUUACACUCUAUCUCGGUGCAUUUUCAAGCAAAGAUCGAAGAACAGCAGUACCCUGAUGUCGGAAAUUGCUGAUCUUGGAGAUGCCAUCAAACCCUUUCUUGGUAAUCCUCUGAUUCGUAACCUUUUUCUAUCAGUUGUUAGACUACAUGAGGAAUCUGCAGGUGAACCUGUGGACCGUUUAACCAGCAAGCUGAACGACAAUGUGGCUAUCUGGGAUGAUUUCGAUCCUUAUUUUCUACUUAGGUAAGAGAAUUUGUAUUCGAUUUCUUACAUGUCACAAGUAGUUUAUGGAUCCUUUCAUGGGGAGGGUAGAGAAUUAUAAUUUUUAUGCUACAAUUUAUAGGGUUGGGUCUGUUGUUGCAUUUUGUUGCUCAAUGUGGAUUUUUAACAUGUGAAAAGUAAUACAUGAGAAAGCUUCAUCUUUUUCUGAC